GCGCUGCAGUCUCUUCCCUUCUUGUCUUAUUCUCCGUGAAUCAGAUAAGGCCUGUAUUUUCCACUCUGUCAUGGGACGGCUCACUUUUUGUCAGUUCUUGCUCUCCCAAAGAGUCUCACAGUCUUGCCUUCUGGUGUCAUCUGCAUUAUCAGCAAGUUUUUGAAACUGUGUGUGAAUCAGCACAAACACUUUGAUGAUACGGUACUUUUGAGCUUGGCAAUGGAGUUUGACUGAGCUGUUGAAGAAAUCGGACCGUGUUUUGCAAGGCUACGGUUUCAGAAUCAAACUUUUUGGUUGGGUUUGACCUCAGAAAUGGGAGAUUUCGAUAAAAUAUGGCGUGAGCAUUGUGAAGACGAGCAGACUCUCAGCGAAUAUGCCAUGGCCAUGAAGAAUCUUGCUGACAACCACUGGGCCAAUAAAUGCGAGGGAGAGGGACGGAUUGAGUGGUGCCGCAGUGUUUGUCAGGAGUACUUCCAGGAUGGAGGGAUGAGGCGAGUGUUGGAGAAGGAUGAGAAGAGCGCUAGGCAUGCCGCAGCUGGGAAUGCAAACACUGCUGCAAAUGCUCCACCGCAGCUGUCCUCUAUAAGUACCAGCUCAACAUUCCAACUUGGGAGGAUCCGACUCUUGGAUGUGGGCAGCUGUUUCAAUCCUUUCCUGAAGUUUGAUGAGUUUCUGACUGUCGGUAUUGACAUUGUGCCAGCAGUAGAGAGUGUCUACAAAUGUGACUUUCUCAACCUGCAGCUGCAGCAGCCUCUGCAGCUGGCCAGCGAUGCCUUGGAUGCUUUCUUGCGGCAGUUACGUGGCCCAAUUGACGCUUUACCUGCCGAGUUAUUUCACAUAGUAGUCUUCUCCCUUCUUCUCUCCUACUUUCCUUCCCCCUACCAGCGCUGGCUCUGCUGCAAGAAAGCACAUGAACUCCUGACCCUGAACGGCCUGCUCCUCAUCAUCACCCCUGAUUCUUCUCACCAGGGCCGGCACGCGCUUAUGAUGCGCAGCUGGCGAGUUGCGGUAGAGUCGCUGGGAUUCAAGCGCUACAAGUACGUCAAAUUCUCCCACAUGCACCUGAUUGCUUUCCGCAAGGUAUCCCCUACCACCAGCAGCGACCUAGUGAGCCGCAACUACCCGGAGAUGCUUUACAUCCCGCAGGACUUUAACACUUUCGACGAGGACGGAUUCGCAGAUUGCUACGAGCCUCCGCGAUCAGAUUUCGAAGACGACCAGAUGGCAUGUAGCUUCGCGGAACUGCCAGAAACUCCGUACGAUUCAGACUCUGGAGAGAGCCAGAGCAGCUCGGCGCCUUUCUAUGAGCUGGAAGACCCUAUUCUGCUGCAGAGCUGAACUUGUUUACUAGCCCCCUCUUGGUAUUUAGUACCCUACAGUUGUGCUGCCAAAAUUGCUCCGCUGCGUUUUUUUGUUGUCUACUCGACCCCCUUUUUAAGCAGCAAAAAGUUUGCACAGAGUGAAUGAGGACGUUUAAGUGGGCGUGGAUUUUUAAAAAGCGUGCAAGACAUCCUUUUGAACACAAAUAUACACACUAAACAAUCUUACGGUGACUAUGAAAUUGAAGUGAUGUGGUUUUGCAAUAGAAAAACAACUGCGUGAUAACAGGUCGAGGACCAUUUUCAUUCAGAAUGAGUGUCGAUUGGACAAAUGUUUGUAAACUAGCAUAAAUUACACCUUGGGUGUAGUUUAUAGUAGAGUUUUAAGAGAUCCAACCUUUUGGCCGAAGUUACCACAAUAUAUUGUGUUGGUCUUUUUCAAUGGAAUUUCUUGAAUAGGUAAGUUCAACCAAAAAUUUUCUCUUUCCAUCUAAUGGAACUAUGCGGGGGUCCAAAAGAGAGCUGUUUUGAUUUGACAAAUUGUUACAUUUUUGCUUGAACGUGUGCUUUAAAGGUUUGAUUCUCCGCAAAUUUCCUGAGACAUUUUGAACGAUGAUUUCAGCCAUUCAUUCGAUCGAAUUAUUUUUGGAAUAGCCAGCCUUAUGAUAUUUGUAGCAUUUUACGUAUCUGCAGAACUUGUGAGUGUUUGGUUAUGUGACGUCGUAACUGUGAAUGUGGAUUUCUUGCUUCAAAAGGUACAAAUCAUGCGAAUUAGUCAUAGUUUUUCAGAACAAACAAUCUUACAGGUGACCAGAUUGGAUGCAUGCGAUGUGGAAACAUGUUUCUAAUCUUGCGAUCAAAUGGCCUGCAAGUAGCUUUGUUUUCAUUUAAACUGGUAUUAUAACCAAUACUAUCCAAGUACUUGUCCGUAGUAUGUAGUAUGGUGCAGGUUAGCUCUCUCUGCAUUUUGCCAUAAUGUGACUUUGAGUAGGAUGAUUGUUUACUCUUGACUGUUUACUCUCGAAACCUUCAGUUGCUAAUUCUACUUCCUGUAUCGUCAUCUUCUGUAUAUUUGACAUUGAGUUCUUUGGUAUCAAAUUUUUAGCUUUUUGCGCAUACAAUUACAACGCGUAACUUUUAAGGUACAAGUACAGAAAGUACUCUGUCAAAUGUUGAUUUGAAGUACUAUCAAAAGAUUGUUGCAUAUCACCGUGCAUUUUUAGCUCAGAAUUUGCAGCUUUUUUAUUCACUCCAAGUUCUUAAAAACACUAUAUUAAAGGGAUCACUCACCUAAAAGUGAAAAUUUGUAGUUAAAUUAAUUUACUCACACUUGGGUCAUUCAAGAUUACAUUUGUUUUUCAAUGGAAAUUAAAGGAACUUUUUUUUUUGUUUGUUUUGAGAAAUAGGCUCAUUUUGCAACUUUCCUAGUGUUAAACAAUUACGUUUUACCAUUAUAGAAUCCAUUCAGCUGACAUACAGGUCUGGCGGGAGCACUUUUAGCUUAGCUUAGCUUAGCAUAAAUCAUUGAAUCAGAUUAGACCAUUAGCAUCUUGUUAAAAAAAAUGAUGAAAAUGUUCCUACUUAAAGCUUGACUCUUCUGUAGUUCCAUCAUGUACAACAUGUACAAACGUUGCUAUUUUCUAUGUCAGUAUGGCUUAGAACUAUAUUCUUAUGAUUUCUUGAUUAUUACGCCAGAAUGAGAGUACAGUUCCUAGCCAUCCCCAAGGAAAAUGUAUGUGGAACUGUGGUUCUUAGUGAUUUUAGAAAUGCAAGUCCACGCCUACAGGUGCUUUUUAGUGUCAAAAAAUACAUAUAGGAAAAAAAGAAUAAGUAAAAAACAGGUGUUACAUUUUUGCUUGAAUGUGUCCUUUAAAGGUUUGAUUCUCCAUAGUUAAUCGCAUUUACUCACACUUGGGCCAUUCAAGAUUAUAUUUGAUUUUCAAUGGAAAUUAAAGGAAGCACUUUUAGCUUAGCAUAAAUCAUUGAAUCAGAUUAGACCAUUAGCAUCUCGCUCAAGAAAAACAAGUUUUGAUGAUUUUCCUAGUUUCCAUUUCCAAUAAAAGAGAAGUGUUUGUUUAAAGAAAAGAAAAAUAUAUGUGGAACUGUGGUCCUUGGUGAUUUGAAAAAUGCAAGGCAGUGCCUACAGGUGCUUUUAAGUGUUAAAAAAUACAUAUAGGAAACCAUAAAUUUGUAAAAAUAAAUUAGUGAGGUUUUAUGAAACGAAACAAUGGGCUUGUGCAUACUGAACAUUACUUACACAGUGAUUUACUUUAAUUCACAGUCUUGGCAAAGGGUCCUGAGUGCUUUUAUGCCAGUCUGGAGCACAAACAUCUCUCACAUUCACUUCGUAAGACUUCAAUGUAAUCAUUUUAUUUUGCUUGUAUGUUUUCGUGUUCAGGUAGUCAUUGACUUGCAUUUUAUUAAUCACCAAGGACCACAGUUUCAGCUAAAAACCUUCUUUUAUGUCCUACUAAAGGAAAAAAUAUAAUCAACUACACUACGUCUUGGAUGACAUGAGGUUGAGUAAAUUAACCGUAAUUUUCAUUUGAUCUGAACUAUCCUUUUAAUAGUCCAAGCAAAUAUUUGCACAUUUGAAAUGAGGUAUGUAAAAUAUCCAUAUUGGCAUCAGCAUUUCAUUAGAAAAGCAAUAUAUUCAUAAUCAACAAUGCCCCAUAUCGCUGUAACCUAACCGUUACAUGGAGUAACUGAUUUUAGGAUGUGUAUUGUAUUAAUAUGGUUACCGAUUGGUAAGUCUGAGAAUAUGCUGCGAUGGGUGUUUUACUCCUGAAGGAGUGUGUGAGAUGUAGAUUAAGGUUUUGUUGAAGUAGGUGUUGGGCACUUUAAAUGUGUUGUAGGGGUGCCAAAAAUAAGUGCAGAUUUGAAAUGGUAUAAGAAGCUUUCAGGGUAUUGGAAAAAAAAAAAUCCUCUUUAAGGUGCCUUCAAACUCAAAUUGUAUUUUUGCAUUUGUGAUUAUAUGAAAUGGAUGCUAGAACAGGCGACUGGAAGUAAAAGCUCAUUUCUCUCCCACUGUAAACAGUUUGAUUACAAUUUUCCAGUGAAUUAACAAGCUCUUGGCUGAAUUACUAAAAAAUACUGCCCUGUCAGCAAUAGCAUUUAAAUGUAUACUUCAGCAUACAGUUUCUCGAUUUAUAAAUCUAAGAAAAAAGAUGUUUUGAAACAAUAAAAACGGAAGGAAAAAAAGCUUUGUAUUAUACUGUUUACUCGGUGGUGUAUUCAAACAUUUGCAUAUCAGAUGUCUUAGUCUUCCCGCAGGCUCUAAUCCAACGUUUGCAUGAUUGAUUUUGUUAUCAGUGUUAUGAUGGUUGACCACUCCCACAUGACCGAGCUGUUUGUGUGAACUGUUGUCAUUCAUCUUUUAUAAAUAAAAGUUUUUGUUGCCUUCU
Danio aesculapii is the source of this 4723-nucleotide messenger RNA. It is a transcript of the gene samtor, whose product is annotated as base methyltransferase of 25S rRNA 2 homolog. Gene Ontology annotation, biological process: negative regulation of TORC1 signaling. The transcript has 5 exons. Bases 313 to 1338 code for a protein of 341 amino acids. The record is from RefSeq and is a predicted model, not a curated record. NCBI's taxonomy places the organism in Eukaryota, Metazoa, Chordata, Actinopteri, Cypriniformes, Danionidae.